Messenger RNA from Podospora pseudocomata, 2975 nucleotides. Its product is annotated as protein phosphatase regulator. The record is from RefSeq and is a predicted model, not a curated record. Gene Ontology annotation, biological process: cellular response to glucose starvation; protein catabolic process in the vacuole. The coding region runs from base 1197 to 2975 and encodes 592 amino acids. NCBI's taxonomy places the organism in Eukaryota, Fungi, Ascomycota, Sordariomycetes, Sordariales, Podosporaceae. The transcript is spliced from 3 exons.
GUCAAGUCAAUGCCCACCGGGCACCCCCCCCCAGACCGCCUCCAGUUGUCCAGCUCCAAAUUCUCGGCGGGCAUCGUCGCACAGAACCCCAACUUGCAUUUUUACCACCUUGUUUUUUCCCCAUCCCGUCCACCGGCCCCUGGACGUCUGCAGAGAAAACCCAUUGUCUUGUCCCCCUCGACAACAGACAGACUCGAGACCUCUUCGACGGCAAUGACCACCAUGGCCCUCCGACUUUGACAAUCGCCCUCUUCUUCCCCUCACGACGGCAUCGAUUGUUGCGACGAACGCCUCUCCAUCCCUUGCUUCACCUCCUAGACCCCGAACCCAACAACGAACCGCCCUACGCAAUUCCCCAGGAACGAGGGGCGCGGGGGGUCAACCGCAAAACAAAAUAAAAUUCAUCACAUCCCCAGCCAACUACCGGUAGUCCAUAAAACUAGAAAGGCUCACGCUCACCUUUUUUUGGCUUGAUAAUGGGGAGAGCGAGGGCAAAAGCCUUGUGGAACUCCCAUGAUUGCCAAACCCAACCCCAAUCCCCACACCCCCGUUUGAGCAUCAAAUCCCCCCCUCUUCGGGUCACGCAUCCCACGUUUUGACGGCACACCGGCAGGGGGGUCAGGGUAGGAGCUGGCUGGUCGAUAUUGCAAAACCCACUUCCGCUCAGUCUGCACAAGGUGCCCAGACCUCGAAGAGCCGGUGACUUAUCCGUACACCUUCUCGCUCCUCCAGACCUCCAGGCCCAUUUUCUCUCUUCACCUCGGGUACACCAUACGAAGUGAUUUCAGAAUUCCGCUUUCGCUCAAGCCACACCUCACACCACGAUCUUCAAGCAAAAUUUCCGUUGUUGGGACCCGUCUAAUCGUGAUUUCUGCAGCUUACCGAGAAAAGCGCCGUCUCGUUUCGCCGAACACGACCUGUCCCGACGUCAAGGAACCGCGCAGCCCUUCAACCCGGCCGCCGUCUUUGUUCUCGGAAGCCCUAUCAGCCACCGGGACGCUUUCCCGCUCACACCACAACAGAAAGAAGUCGAGGGCAUUGUCUCUCGCCCUUCCUCACAUCGCGUCAUCUUCCGCCGCGGCCCAGACGGUUUCGACGUUUAAUUGCUCCAUGAGAGGACCUCUGGGUUGCUUGUUGAAGGAUAGAAGGUGACUUUGGACGGCGCUCCAUUGAUCAUCAGGGUUCAGGCUUUCAACAUGGCCGUGGUCAUUUCAUCCGAAGAGAAUAACUAUUUCUCUGCUUCAACGUUGCGCCGCUCUCACUCGCAACCAAAAUUCGUCACAAAAAACUCAGGGUUCCAUACCUCAUCCUCCACUUCACGGCUAGCAGAUCUUUACCCAGAGUCAACAAGAAGCUAUUCAAGCUCGAGCGUGUCUUCCACGCCAUCCUCGCCGCGCAUUAUUCGCAUUGACUCAUCAGACCAGCUGCGGUCAACAAAGUCUGGGACAAAAUUCUCCCUGGUGUCAGGUUGUGAGGAAGUCAGGAACGCCGAGUCGGUGACCUCGGAGGACGACAUCAUUUUCCCGCAGUACGAGGAGAGGGGUGGCUACUUCGGCCGCAUUGAGGUGUCUGAGCCUGCACCAAGUCCUCAGGCGGGUUACUCAUACACUUCGUCACCAAAUGACGAUGAGAACUCGGCAGCCACCUCACGGCCGGGGACACCCGACAUAUCAGAGAGAGCCGAGGAUGACAUCUCACUAAAGGUCCGGCCUUCUCGACAUGUGGACUACCUCUCGCAUAACUGGCGUGAGGAGGAUAUCUGGUCGUCGUGGAAGCUGAUCGUCUCAAGAAGAGGCGAUUACAGCGACUCUGCGCGGUUAGAAAAUGCUUCCUGGCGAACAUGGAUGAAGGCGAAAAACAAGCUGAGCACAGUCUCGCCUGAGACGCUUAACUGGCUCAAAGACUGCGAUGUAACGUGGCUUUAUGGCCCAUUACAGUCUGGUGCAUCCAUGUCAAACCCGCGAUUGAAAAACUCGAGCUCGCGGUUAUCAAAAUCGACCCCUCAAGAGAAGAAGAAGACCAUUUUGAAGAAGAGGACCAUGUCAGAAAUCAUGCUUCAGAGGUCCCUGUCAACGUCAUCGCUGGUUAAGCAAGCAGCGGCGGCAGUGCAGGCGCAGCAGAAGGGUGGGCUGAAACGAGGUGGUCAACGACCAGGACUCGAGCGUGCCACCACUGACUUUGUCGGCUUCCCAUUCUCUUCGCGAGGCGUCAGCCAUGACGGUACCAGCCUGUUCCCUUCCACAAGAUCAUCCGGCAUCACAUCUCCAUUCAACGAGAAGAAGCACAUCCAUUUCAACGAGCAAGUGGAGCAGUGUAUUGCGGUUGAGAUCAAGGGUGACGACGACGAGGACGACGAGCCUGUCCGCUAUGACAGUGACUCGGAUGACGGUGCCAUCAUGAUGAAGCGAUCAGCCAUCAAAAAGAGAAGACCAACCAUGAGGAGGGCCGCGAGCCAUGCUGGCAACAUGGAAAGCAAAACAAUCGCCAUGCUGCCGUCGACCACGUUGAAAUACCGGGACGACACGCCGGAGCCGACGGAGACGGCCAUGAAGCACAGCACGGGAAUUUACAAGAACUCGCCGGUAUCCCCAUCUUCCUCUCAGGAGACAUUGCGGCCAUCCAAGAAGUCCGGCAAGCUCUUUUUUGCGAGCGACGACGACGACGACGACGUCAGUGACGAUGACGAUGACGAGCCCGUCCGGUUUAGCAGCAAGAGCACCAGCGCCAGCACCAGCUCUAGUCUCGGGGCCAGCUUUGGUGAAGGCGGCUCUGGAUUGCGUCGGUCAACCUCGACAUCCAGUCUUUCGGCAGAACCAGUGGGGAUGCGACGAACAUCGUCGGGGAUGUUUAUGCCUUACGAAGAAGGAGAUUCGGAAUCAUCGAGCGGAACCGGCCUCAUCGGCCGGGUUAUUGAUACGGUAAAUACGGCCCGGGACAUUGUCCACGUUAUCUGGAAUGUUGGGUGGAGGAAAUAA